AAUUAGCAGUGCCAGAAUCAAUCGAGUUUUCUAGCCUAUUUGUGCCAGCUUCUACUGGUGGUACGUCAUUAUAUGCGCGCACAGUUUAUACUGCAUAUGCUUGGGGGCCCCGCGGUGCCAUCGCGCUCACAUUCAACAGGAGGCAAGUGGUGGAUGCGGAUGGAAACUUGUACUUCUUAUUUGCCAUCUUCACCGAAGUAGAGGCAUGCACUCAAAGCUAAAAUUAUAAAUGGGAUGCGUUCAGGCGACUGCGGUGGAGUCGGAGCUGACAGGUCUUUUUAUUCAAAGUUGAGAUAAUCUUUCCUGGCGUAUUGCGGAGAGGUGCGUUGCGCGCGGUCGUGCAGCUAUCUACUCUUCUCUAAAUAUCUACUCUUUUCUAAAGAUUUCAAGGACACAGCCUGAAAAAACUACUUAUUCCACAGUAGGAAGUGACAAUUGAAGUCACAAUGGCAGCCGUGGCACUCAAUGGAUCGAACAUAACAACGGGGAACUUUACGAAUCAGUUUGUUCAGCCGCCUUGGCAAGUUGCCCUGUGGUCGGUCGCCUACAGCUCCGUUUUGGCGGUGGCUGUGUUCGGAAACCUCAUUGUCAUAUGGAUAAUUCUCGCCCACAAACGAAUGCGGACAGUCACCAACUAUUUCCUUUUGAACUUGGCAUUUUCGGACGCAUCCAUGGCCGCCUUCAACACAUUAAUUAAUUUCAUAUAUGCUGCCCACGGAGACUGGUACUUCGGAGAGGCUUAUUGCAGGUUUCACAACUUUUUCCCCGUCACCUCCGUGUUCGCAAGCAUCUAUUCGAUGACUGCAAUUGCCGUUGAUAGGUACAUGGCCAUCAUCCACCCUCUGAAGCCACGGUUGUCGGCCACAGCCACCAAGGUGGUGAUCAUGUGUAUCUGGGCGCUGGCUGUGGUGCUGGCCUUCCCCCUCUGCUUCUACUCCACCAUCCGCAUCCUGCCCCGCCGGACCAUCUGCUAUGUGGCCUGGCCCCGCAAGGAGGACGACCCCUUCAUGUUUCAUAUCAUUGUGAUGCUACUGGUUUACCUACUGCCCCUAAUGGUAAUGGGCAUCACCUACACCAUCGUCGGGGUGACGCUGUGGGGGGGAGAGAUCCCGGGGGAUUCAUCUGACAACUACCACGGCCAGCUCCGGGCCAAGAGGAAGGUGGUCAAGAUGAUGAUCAUUGUGGUGGUGACCUUCGCCCUCUGCUGGCUGCCGUACCACGUCUACUUCAUCGUGACGGGCCUCAACAAGGCUCUGAUGAGGUGGAAGUCCAUCCAGCAGGUCUACCUGUCAGUGAUGUGGCUGGCCAUGAGCUCCACCAUGUACAACCCCAUCAUCUACUGCUGCCUCAACAGCAGGUUCCGGGCUGGCUUCAAGCGGGCGUUCCGCUGGUGCCCCUUCGUCCAGGUGUCCAGCUAUGAUGAGCUGGAGCUGAGGGCCACCCGCCUCCACCCGGCCCGCCAGAGCAGCAUGUACACCCUGUCCCGCAUGGAUACCUCCGUGGUAGUGGCGUAUGACCCUGUAGACGGAACAAACAACCAGAACCAGGCCAGGAAGAAGAGCUACGUCAACCAGAGAAUGGAAAACGGGCUUGGUUGCAAUGGGAACGGGGCCAAGGCUAAGGCAGGCUGCGCCCCCAAUGCCGAGGCUGAGGACUUCUCCUAAAGGAGGGCAUACUGGAUGCAGACACACACUGUCAGGCAUGAGCAAACACACAGGCAUGUGUUCACACACGCAAGCAUGUAUAGAGUGGUAAAAUCUACUGUGUACAGUACAUGCAAAGACAGGUAGACAUUGCAAACAUACAUACAUGCUGUCCCUGUCAAUACACACACAUGCAAACACACACUUUUCAUAGAGUUCAGAGAAUAUCGCUGAAAACACAUUUUAGAUGAGAAGCAGGAAUUAAUUGUCAAAUAUAACCAUCAGAUUGCAUAUUGUUGUACGGUCUGUGAUACUAUGAACAUCACUGAAGUGUACUGUAUAUAAAAACAUGCAUAAGAAAAUAAGAUUUACAAAAAAUGCCUGGUCAAGUAACAUCCUGAAUGCAAUGGCUACUGAGUGUUUAAAACAUUAUGAAUACCUGCUCUUUCCAUGACAUAGACUGACCAGGUGAAUCCAGGUGAAAGAUAUGAUCCCUUAUUGAUCCACUUCAAUCAGUGUAGAUGAAAGGGAGGAGAAAGGUUAAAGAAGGAUUUUUCUGGGUUUUUCACGCUCAGCGUUUCCCGUGUAUCAAGAAUGGUCCACCACCCAAAGGACAUCUAGCCAACUUGACACAACUGUGGGAAGCAUCGAAGUCAACAUGAGCCACCAUCCCUGUAGAAUGUGUUCUGACACCUUGAGACACCUAGUUCCAUGCCCCGAUGAAUUGAGGCAAUUCAAUAUUAGGAAGGUGUUCUUGAUGUUUUGUACACUCAGCUCCAGAAGUAUUGGAACAGUGAAAAUGUGUUUGUUGUUUUGGCUCUGUACACCAGCACUUUGGAUUUUAAAUGAUAUGAGGUUAACGUGCAGACUGUCAGCUUUAAUUUAAGGGUAUUUCCAUCCAUAUCGAGUGAAUCGUUUAGACAUUACAGUACUUUUAGAUUCUCUCUGCUACAGUAGAUACCAGAGAAAACGUUUUCUGGAGCAACCUAUAUAUUUAGGUAGUGUGUCCGUAGUUACCAUUUGUAGCAGUGGGUUUUAGCUGUAGUCUUAUGUCAUGUAUAGAAUGACUGGUCCCAGUUUUAAACAAACCACAACUUAUAAAGACUUCAUAUAGCAUACUGAGGUGCAGACUGUCAGCUUUAAUUCAAGGGUAUUUCCAUCCAUAUCGGGCGAACUGUUUAGAAAUUACAGCACUGUUUGAUUAUGCACAAAUACCAUACCCCUCAAAAAUGCUAACCUCCCCUGUUAUUGUAAUGGUGAGAGGCUAGCAUGUCUUGGGGUAUGAUAUUUGUGCAUCUCUUAACUUUCUCACUCAUCGUUAUUCACGAUUCAUUCAGGAUUAUCCAUAAUCAUGGUAGCAUCCACAUUCAUGUAGAAGUGUUUAGAAGCGUAUUCUUAUUGACGAUAAAAGUGACUCCAAAAGGACACAAUACAUUACAUUGGGCACAAAACAUUCUGAAACACCACCAAAACAGUCUCAUCUCUAUAGAGCUGCUGCCUAUGCUGUCUGACAAAAUCCCUAUUUUGUAGUUCUUCAAAGUAAAUUAGGCAAACUUUCAUGACUGCUGAAUACCAACUAUCAAUCACUUAGAUCAUCUAUUUUCAGGUAGACAUCCGAAGCAACAGCUACUCUCUAUAUCCCCUCAUGAUUGCACAUUCUUCUCUGUCUUCAGUAGCAGGCUUAAAAGAAACACAGAGCGGACAAGUAGCUGAGCAAUGGCUUAUGGUCAUUGUAUUUAAUUACCACCUUUUAUGCGCUAAACUAUGUAGAAUAUUGGCAUUUUGGAAACUACAACUCCCUACUAUAUUGCACAGUUCAGGCUGGAUCUUAUUUAUCUUUAGAGAAACUGUGCAAUGUGCACAUUGAGCUCACAGAAAACCUCAGAAAUAAAUGGAAUUCAAAUAAUUUAACUGACUUUGGUCAAUUAGUGGUUUUAGAAACUGAAAAAUUAUCUACAUUACAGUUAAUCGCUCAGCACUACAAAUACUAAACUUGUAAGUAAAUUUUUCCCAAUGCUUUUGGUCCCCUAAAAUGGGGGGGAGUAUGUACUGUACAAGAAGUGCUAUAAUUUCUAAACGAUUCACCUGAUAUAGAUGAAAAUACCCCCAAAUGAAAGCUGACAGACUGCAUUUUAACAACAUUGUCAUUGUAUAAUUUCAAAUCCAAAGUGCUGGCGUACACAGCCAAAACAACAACAAAUGUGUCACUGUCCCAAUAGUUUUGGAGCUCACUGUAUAUAACAUAUUGCAUAUUAUGAAAUACCGUAUACAUUUGAAACAAUGUACAGAGUUCAUGUGAAGAGCUACAACAGCGACCGCAAGCUACGUCAUCAAUGUAUUGUUUACGCAAUAAUGUUGGCCAGUACUCCAUUUUACAAUGAUGUGCUGGGGGGAAACAGGCAGAAUACAUGCCUCACUGACGACGGUUCUUCUGUAUGCACGGUCCUCAUUUGAGCUGAAUGAUCCUUUCUCAUCACACACACACACACACACACACACAAACAAACACACAUUUAGCACUGUGGGAAAUUUACAAUUAACCUGUCAUGGAGGGACCCAUAAAAUAUACACGGACACCUAAACAUUCCCUCCUUUGAUCUUUUGCUUACCGGAGCUAUGAUUGGAACACUGGGCUUGCCGUGUUCGUUUCUGGUUCAUGCUAUUGUAAACUGUAUAGGCUAGAGUACCGUGUGCCAGAUCAUCAUGUGACGCUCUAACAUCAGCACAUUUGAUUGACCUGUGUUUUCUGGAGCAACCGAUAUCUUUAGGUAGUGUGUCCGUAGUUACCAUUUGUGGCUUUUAGCUGUAGUCUUACGUAAUGUAUAGAAUGACUGGUCCCAGUUUAAACAAACUACAACUUAUAAAGGCUUCAUAUGGCAUACAUAUGGUCUCCGUAAGCACUGCACAGAUUCUACAUGUCAAUUCUUAUGUCAUGUAGUUACAUCAUGUAUAGAAUGACCAAAGUAUCCGUCUAUCCCUCCAUUAUGCCCCAGUUGUAACCUCUAUAGCCACUUAGUGAUUUCCAAUGGAAAACACUGUUGAUUAAACUCGCCAGUAAGAAAUAUCUUUGUUAAUUGAGUUUCGAUGGCAUUCCAUCGCUGCAGUGAAUCUGGUUUGAUUACCUAAUGGUCCCUCAACCUUUUUCCCAUAGUCCCGUGUGUGUGCGUGUGCAAGUGUGUGUCCUUGUGUGUGAGAGUGCACGUUUGUGUGUGUGCACAUUGUUUUUCCUCCAUAGUCCUACAUGGUCAACAUUAGGCCACCAUUGGCAACAAAGCAAACUAACGAUUACACAACUGUGCACAUAAAUAACUAGCUAAUUGUUUAUUUAAAGCGGCGUCAUUGAUCUGAAUCCGAAUGCUUAGAACAGCGUAAAUAGAUGCCUAUUUGUUACUGCUAAUGUUUUAAAGCAGUGUCCAUGUUUUUCUAUGUUUGGGUAGCUUUGUGGUUGAUACACGCUUUCAAAUAAGAAAACAAGUGCAAGGACAACUGAUGUGGAAUGGAAUGAAAAUAGCUUUUUUUUGAGCUGCCCACCUACUAUUAUUUUGCCUUCAUAUUCCCAUUGAGAAUGAUAUCACCUCCCGCAUUGUACUUACCUAUAGUACUGUAGCUUUGAAAGAAAUGGCCACAAUGAGGUUUUUAUACGAUCACAGUGUUUAGAUGUGUGUGUGCUUGUGCGUGCGUGCGUGCGUCCACGGAGCAGAGUUUUCAUGAUCACAUUGUGUGUGUGGGUGCGUCCACAGUACAGUGGUUAGAUAUGACCACAGUGUUUAGAAUCGAGAUGUCAGGUAAACCCUUGGGCCAUCAUUUAGAGGGAUGGUAUUUCUCCCCUGUGUGUGUGUGUGUGUGUGUGUGUGUGUGUGUGUGUGUGUGUGUGUGUGUGUGUGUGUGUGUGUGUGUGUGUGUGUGUGUGUGUGUGUGUGUGUGUGUGUGUGUGUGUGUGUGUGUGUAAUCCUUCUGGGUUUAAAUCAAGUGCUGGCACUAGCACCAGGCGUCUCUUCAGCCUUUGACUUUUUUGGCUCGACACUCCAAGAGAACAACCACAUUUGGUUUAGGAUAUUUCUUCCGCUGACCAACGAGCCGUGUUAUACCCAACAGCCCAGCGCAGUAUAAAGGCAUUACAUGCCAUAGCUCAGGUUCCACAGCUGUCUGAUAGGGGGUCUCUAGGGGGUCUCCUGCCAACUCCCUCAGGGGGCGAAGAUAAUUCAAAGCCUGAUGCACCGGUCUUACCUUGGCCCCCCAAGGCCCUUGUAGCCGGUGAAGUGUUGUAUUUUGUCACAGUUUGAAUUGAAAUGUAAUGUUUUUUUCCCCCAGAUGACAGACUACCCACCUGUGGCCCUCAGCUUGACUUAAAGAUAACAUUUAAAAUAACAGCUGUGUGGAUGAAGAAAAAAAACCCAGCCGGUAGUAAGGUAACAAACUGUACGUACAACAAGUCACAUUCAAUAGCGUUAUCAAAUAUCAGUGGGGUUGCAUCACAAGCGAUGGAAUGUAGUUAGUUACUUUAAUACUUGAGCAUGAUACCUCAUUUUAAAGCAGUGCAUUUAUGCAAUAUAAUGUGAGGAUUGGAGUCGUUAUAGAAAAUGCUAUGGUGAUAUAGAGGCAGGAAUUUGGCACGAUGAGCAGUGAGCAGGUUAAUCAAAAGAUAUUAAGAGCGUUAUAACUUUGAUCAAAGACAUUUCUAGAUGUUCUUUUCAUGACACGCACUUUCAUUUGCUUGUUUUGAUAUGAGCUAAUGUGACCCUUCCAUUUGAUAGUGAUGUAAAUGCAUAUAUUACAGUGAAAUCAGACUAGAUUCAGUUUGAGAUUGCCAUUCAUCUUCUCCGCGAGGAUUCUUUCCAACGUUUCCUUACCCUAGACGUGAAGUCAACAUGGUCUUACCAGAAUAUGUAAAGAUAGUGACGUUAAACCAUUGUAGUUAUAUGCCACUUACGCGUACGUAUUAGUUGUAUAUCACUUACAAUGACAUUACUUACCUAAUCUGAUGUAUUACUUGUGUCACUUAUUUUUCUUAUGUCAUUGUAAAGACGCAUUGUCUAAGAUUAGGGACAGGUUGUCCUAUAACGUCAACAUUCUGACAUAUUUCUAAUGAGGUAUGUCUGGUGUAGUGUUGCUGGAGAAUGCCAAUAGAAUGUUCUAUGCCUUUAUGAAAGAAUGUAAAGAAACUUUAGAGACGUUAUGAUUCAAGAAUGUAAAGAAAUACUAUAUUUGCGUCGUGUAUUUCAUUACGUGUCGUCAUGAUGUGUUUUAGCUAUAGUAUUUAUCAUUCAAUGGCAAAUCAAGCUUUUCAUCGGUACUCCAAUUGUUUUGAUACAGUGUUGGUAUUCAUUAAGAUAUGGUUUGAUACUACAAGAAACAAAAUACAGCUACGAAAAAAAAAAAUGUUGUGACGUCAGUCGUCCUUUGUAUAUUUGUUACUGAAGACAAUGUUUUAGGUUUAAUGUGUAACUAAUGGUGCCUCUAUCAAACGGUAGGUCUUUUUGCUUUGCAGUUGUCCAGAUGAACUGAUUUGAUAACACUUAAAUGUAAAAAGCCCUGAAUAAGGAUAUACCACAGUGCAAUCAGUCAUAACACCUUCACAGUGCUAAUGGCAGCAUACAGUAUGCAACAAACUCCCAGUUGACCAAUGCUGUGUAGUGACUUAACAUUGGCAUAAGAUAUUAUGAAUGUUCAUGUAGUGCUUAUAAAGUUGUAAUGUGAUGCUUAUGCAUGUGGUACAAAGUAUUUCUGCAUAACCUCUUCUAAAGUUUGUUUUCAUGGGCCAGUUUCAUGUACCCAAAUUAAGUUUAUUAAUGGCCUCAAAAUUUGCUUUGAAUAGGUUUAAUCUAGGUAUCAGUUAUCAAUGUACAACAUUCUGUCUUAGCUUAAUGUCAAGGGUCUGUCUAUGGUCUUAUCAUGAAUGUUUACAUCUACACAACCCAAAAUAUCGAAUUUAAAACACUUUAUUGUAAUACAUUCCAAAUUGAAGAAACAUACACUUGGGAAAUCCUGUUUGCUUAGAUUGAAAAGUGUUUUAUGUGGUUAUGCGUUACAUGUAUAUUUACAAGCGGCAUAUGAACAGUGACAAGCAGCAUAUGUGUAACUUGCGGUGUUUCACAGUGAUAACAGUAGCACAGGCCCUUCCAAUUUAAGACGUGUAAUCAAUACAUUCAAUUCUGUACAUUGUGAACAGUUUUGUGUUAGUUAUUUAUGACCAACUGGUGGAGUUUUGGUUGACUUUCGUCACAACAUGGACUUUGUCAUUGUCAAUGGAAAGUGAUCCUGUAAAUAAAAUAGUUUUAUGUUCUUCA
Salvelinus fontinalis (brook trout) is the source of this 7930-nucleotide messenger RNA. It is a transcript of the gene tacr3a, whose product is annotated as tachykinin receptor 3a. Gene Ontology annotation, molecular function: tachykinin receptor activity. Gene Ontology annotation, cellular component: plasma membrane; sperm midpiece. Bases 447 to 1664 code for a protein of 405 amino acids. The record is from RefSeq and is a predicted model, not a curated record. Gene Ontology annotation, biological process: positive regulation of flagellated sperm motility; G protein-coupled receptor signaling pathway. NCBI's taxonomy places the organism in Eukaryota, Metazoa, Chordata, Actinopteri, Salmoniformes, Salmonidae. The transcript has 5 exons.